CAGGAGAAUCAACACGAUCACUGAAGAUGGAGAAAUCGAAGGUUGGAAUCGAGAAGUUUGAUGGAUCCGAUUUCGGUUUCUGGAAGAUGCAAAUCGAAGACUAUCUGUACCAGAAAGAUCUUCACGAACCCUUGACUGGGGUGAAGCCGGAUUCCAUGACAGAGGAGCAGUGGAAGCUCAAGGAUCGUCAGGCGUUAGGGAUGAUCUGGUUGACUUUGACGAAGAACGUGGCAUUCAACAUCGUGAAAGAGAAUACUACGGCGGGUCUAUUGAAGGCCCUAUCAAAUAUGUACGAAAAACCAUCUGCGAUGAACAAGGCGUUGAUUUUGCUGUCAUCUAUGCCCGAGUCUUGGGAUACUGUUGUUGCUGCAAUUAGUAGUUCUCGUGGGUCUGAGAAACUAAAGUUCGAUGAAAUCCAUGAUGUUGUUCUUAGCGAAAGUAUUCGCAAGAGAGAAAUGGGUGAUUCAUCGGGCAGUGCUCUCAGCGUUGACCGAAGGGGUAGAAGCAAGUUCAAGGGCCAACAUCAACAUGGCCGAUCAAAAUCAAAGAAUCGAGGCAAGUCUCCGAAUAGAUCCAAUAUAACUUGUUGGAAUUGUGGAGACAAAGGGCACUUUAAGGCGGACUGUAAGAAGCCAAAGAAGAAGCAGAAUCAGAAAUCUGGAGAUGACGGUGAUUCUGUAAAUUCAGCAGAGGAUAUUGGGGAUGCUCUAAUCCUCAGUGUGGACAGCCCUGUUGAAUCUUGGAUUUUGGAUUCUGGUGCAUCUUUCCAUUCGUCACCAAGCAAGGAGUUCCAAAAUUUCAAAUCUGGAAAUUUUGGAAAGGUGUAUCUUGCUGAUAACAAGGCCUUGGUGAUUGAAGGGAAAGGGGAUGUCUCCAUAAAAACACCAGCAGGAAAUCAAUGGACAUUGAAAGAUGUCAGAUAUAUUCCUGGUCUCAAGAAGAAUCUGAUCUCUAUUGGUCAGUUGGAUAACAAGGGCUAUGCAGCAGAGUUUGGGAAAGGUUCUUGGAAGAUUGUGAAAGGUGCUAUGGUUGUAGCACGAGGCACAAAAUUUGGAACUUUGUACACCACUGCAGGGUUUUGGGAUGACAAGAACAGAAAGAUCCUGAGACAUUGUGACGUGACAUUUGAUGAGUCUGUCCUGUACAAGGACAAGGACAGAGAGCAGAAGGUUCCAGAGACUACGAAGCAAGUGGGAGUUGAGGUUGAGUUGGAGAAAAGUACCCCCAUAAAUGUUGAAGCAGAAACUCAACCAACUCCACACACUGUUGUUGAAGAACCUAAGGUGGAGCAAGUGACACCUGAGCAGGUGUUGAGGAGAUCAUCCAGGAUUAGCAGGGUACCAGAUAGAGAGACAAGAGACAAAUUCUCUGUAAUUGUAUCUGCCUGAAAUCGUCAAUAAACACAUCUAGCCGCCGUGGAAGUUUACUCACGGGGUGUUACCACGUUAUUUCACGUGUUUCACUUUCUCUCUCUACUUUUACUCUCUCGUUUUUUCUUCACCUUCUUCAUCGGAUUUCUGUGAGUGUUCUUGAUUCAAUCCUAACACAAGUAAGGGUCGAUCCCACGGAGAAAGUUUGUACUUUUGAAAUCAAAAUAGCAUGCACACACAUUGUCACUAAAGAAAAUGAACUAACUACUACAUAUAUGAUAACACUUAUAAAACUUAUAAUAAAACUUAUAACUAAAU
This is a messenger RNA of Cuscuta campestris, 1688 nucleotides long. NCBI's taxonomy places the organism in Eukaryota, Viridiplantae, Streptophyta, Magnoliopsida, Solanales, Convolvulaceae. The record is from the annotation of a GenBank genome assembly.